Cornus florida is the source of this 2541-nucleotide messenger RNA. Its product is annotated as cation/H(+) antiporter 15-like. Gene Ontology annotation, cellular component: membrane; endomembrane system. Gene Ontology annotation, biological process: regulation of pH; proton transmembrane transport. The transcript is spliced from 3 exons. NCBI's taxonomy places the organism in Eukaryota, Viridiplantae, Streptophyta, Magnoliopsida, Cornales, Cornaceae. Bases 1 to 2541 code for a protein of 846 amino acids. The record is from RefSeq and is a predicted model, not a curated record. Gene Ontology annotation, molecular function: antiporter activity.
AUGGACCAACCAAGCGAGGUCUUGAAAGAAUUGAACCGAACAGUUCCAUGUUAUGCCGCGACCAUAUUCAGCGAAAAUGGCAUUUGGCAUGGCACAAACCCCUUGGUUCAAGUCAUUCCUCUCUUCAUUGCUCAGCAAGCCUUUGCUAUUUUCUGGAAUCGCCUUGUCCUCCUCGCUUUCAAGCCUUUCAAGCAGCCUCGUUUUGUCGCUGAAGUCAUUGGUGGCAUACUGCUAGGUCCAUCGGGACUGGGAAGAAGUGAAACUUUCAGCAAGAAGCUCUUCCCUCCUCUUGGUUUCAAGGUGCUGGAUCCAAUGGCACACUUCGCCCUCGUCUACCACGCCUUCCUCAUCGGACUAGAGACCGACCUAGAAGCCAUACCCCAAGCCGGAAAGAGGGCUUUCAGCGUAGCCAUCGCCGGAAUUAUUUUCCCUUUCAUCUUGGGUGCAUGUCUAUUCAUCCCUUUCCGUGACAAAAGCAGCAGCCCGGUGGAUUUCAUCUUCUGGGCUAGUACCCUCACCGUCACCGGCUGCUCAGUCCUCGGCCGUACUCUUGACAAGCUCAAGAUCCUCCAAACCGACAUGGCGAGAACCGCCUUGUCCGCAUCCGUGAUCAAUGACCUCGGUGCAAGGUUUUUACUUUCAGUGGCAAUUGCCUUAUCAGGUGGUUUAUCAACAAUCCAUUGGACAUUUUUCUCUACCUUGGCCUUCAUGUUGCUCUCCGUUUUUUACCUCCGUCCGGCCCUCCUGUGGGUGCUCCACCGGAAGCCGGAAGGAGAGGGAUUCAGUGAGUACUACAUAUCAUCCGUUCUAGUUGGUGUUGGGUUGUGUGGUGUUCUAACUGAUGCACUUGGGACACACCCUAUAGUGGGUGCUUUUGCAUUUGGACUUGCUAUACCGCGCGGAGAGCUUGAAGCUACCAUAGUUGAUAGGCUCGAAGAAUUCGUGUCCGCUUUCUUGAUGCCAUUGUUCUUUGCAGUUUGUGGUCUUAAAACCGACAUUGAUACGAUCGUAGAUAAUACUUCCUUGGCAAUGGUGUUGUUGGUAAUUGUUCUGGCUUCUUCUGCCAAGAUUGUGAGCACUGUCCUCGCCUCUUUCUUAUGCAAGAUUGAAAUUAAGGAAGCCAUGACUCUUGGACUAGUUAUGAACACCAAAAGCAUCUUGGCCGUGAUCAUCCUUUAUUUGGGACUGGAGCAAAGGGCUCUGAGUAUCCAAACUUAUACUAUAAUGCUGAUAACUGUAUUGGUGAUGACCAUCACUGUCAUGCCCAUCAUGAUGUUAAACCGGCCGUCAAGGACCAUUGUGCCCUACAAGAGGAGGACCAUACAGAAAGCAAAACCUGAGGAAGAGUUCCGAAUCCUCGCCUGCAUCCACGGAAUGCGCAAUGUUCCGGGCAUCAUCAACCUCCUCGAAGUCUCCAACCCCACCCGAACAUCCCCCAUCACCGUCUUCGCCGUCCAUCUAGUCGAGCUCAUCGGACGCGCCUCCGCGGUGGUCACCAUCCACGAUACCAAAAAAUCCGGCGUCAAAAACCCUAAUCACAUCCAAGCCCAAACUGACCAGAUCAUCACCGCCUUCGAGCAGUUUGAACGUCGGUCCAACUCCGUCACCAUCCAGCCGCUUCUCGCCCGGUCAUCAUACUCCACCAUGGACGAAGACAUCUGCAGCAUUGCCGAGGACAGGCGCGUGGCACUCAUUAUCCUCCCAUUUCACAGGCAGCAAACCCUAGAUGGUGAAAUGGAGGACAUCAACCCCGCCAUCCGGGACGUCAACGAGAACGUUCUGGCCACCGCCCCGUGCUCCAUCGGAGUAGUCAUCGACCGGGGACUGGCAGAAUCCGGCGACUUCGCUCGCCGCAUCGCCGUGCUAUACUUCGGAGGACCGGACGACCGGGAGGCCUUAUCCUAUGCAUGGAGGAUGGCUCAACAUCAAGAUGUGAGCCUAAGCGUGGUUAGAUUCAUCGCAAGUGAUCAUGCAUUGGAUGUGGACCCUAUGGACUUCAUGAGCAAACAAGGGAUGGUUAGUGUCAACAUAGAUAUUGUGAGAGAGAAGGAACGUGAUGAGGAUUUCUUGAACAAGUUCAAGAUUAACACGGGUGAUGAUGCAUCAAUUUCGUAUUCGGAAUUGUUGCUGAACAAUGAGGAAGACACUGUGACUGCAAUUAAGGCAAUGGACCGCGAAAAUUACGAUCUUUAUGUGGUUGGAAAGGGAAGAGGAAUGAUGUCGCCGCUCACGGCGGGACUAAUAGACUGGUGUGACUGCCCGGAGCUCGGGGCCAUCGGGGAUGUGUUGGUGACGUCGGAGUUCUCGUCGGCCUUUUCGGUGCUGGUGGUGCAACAGUAUAGCAGGACGGCAUUGAUAGACGGGUCGGAGAGGACGUUGAGCUCCUCGAAUAAUACGAGGGAGGAAUUGGAGCAGCCGGAGUGGCAGGAGCUGGAGGAGGGUGUUGGUGGUGAUCCGUUUGCUAGUUCUAGAAAUUUUAAUGACAUUCAUGAUAAGUAUCGACUGGGGACGGAUAAUAAAAGUAAUGAGUAUCCGCAUUGA